GCCCGCUUGGGUUGGCGGCGGCCUAGUCUCGUUGCCGGGGGUCGCCCCGGCGCGUUUGGGAACGUGGCGCAGAGUCCGGCCUCGCUAACGUCGGCCUUGUUUGGGCCCGGUUUGCGGAUUUCGGGCCGCGGCGCGGGGCGGGAAAACAGCGCCGCCAAGACCGAGGGAAACGACCGCCGCGCAAGAAACGCGCGCCCGGGGGGCAUUGUUUUCGAAGAGGGCCGCCUUUAUGUGGCGGGGUGUUUUGCUUGUCGGGGCUGCGUGCUGUUUUUCGUUUGCAUGUGGGCAUGGUGCCCGUUUGUGGUGCGGAUUGGUGUAUUGGGCCCUUUUGGGGAAAACCCGGAUGAUCGUUUUGGUGGGUCUGCAUGCCGUUGGGUUGUUUUUGUUUUCGAUUGUCUUUGUUUAAUGGUGUAG
Molecule: messenger RNA, 414 nt
Organism: Trypanosoma grayi
Lineage: Eukaryota; Euglenozoa; Kinetoplastea; Trypanosomatida; Trypanosomatidae
Exons: 1
Source: RefSeq, a predicted model, not a curated record